This is a messenger RNA of Amphiprion ocellaris (clown anemonefish), 5030 nucleotides long. It is a transcript of the gene fzd4, whose product is annotated as frizzled class receptor 4. NCBI's taxonomy places the organism in Eukaryota, Metazoa, Chordata, Actinopteri, Pomacentridae. Gene Ontology annotation, molecular function: Wnt-protein binding; Wnt receptor activity. The transcript has 6 exons. Gene Ontology annotation, biological process: non-canonical Wnt signaling pathway; canonical Wnt signaling pathway; retina vasculature morphogenesis in camera-type eye. The record is from RefSeq and is a predicted model, not a curated record. The coding region runs from base 402 to 1997 and encodes 531 amino acids. Gene Ontology annotation, cellular component: plasma membrane.
CACAAUAAAGUUUAGUGCUGGACGCUUGCAGGCAGUAGGCGCAAAACCAGAGCCGCUCUAUACCGUCGCUGCGCUGCGCUUUUCCCCACACACGGAGUUAUAUUAACGAGAAUCAAACCAAGAGGGGACUCCAGGAUUUAUCAAAAUGAUUUUUUUUAACUGAAAACGCGCGCUUUCGAUUACGCACAGAUCUCGCAAUGCUCCACCGCUGCUGAUUUCUGGAUAUUUGAAUCUCCUGAAUGGCUCAGAGUUGGAUACUGUAGCCUCCGAGAACGCACGGACUACACGCGCUCCUGGACUACAAACGCGUCCUGCUGGGGUCUCCAAGGCGACCUAAGCUGUUGUUUUAGGAGGUAACCACUGUGCCAACAAGUUGACAAGAGGGCAGCGCCAAGGUGACCAUGCCCGGGAUGAUGGUGUCAACCCUGCUCCUCCUGUCCGGAUUGGUGGGUCCGCUGUGCGUGGCGGUGGUGACGGCGUUCGGCGACGAGGUGGAGGAGAUGACCUGCGACCCGAUCCGGAUCAGCAUGUGCCAGGGUCUGGGUUACAACGUCACCAAGAUGCCCAACCUGGUCGGCAACGUGCUGCAGUCGGACGCGGAGCUGCAGCUGACCACGUUCACGCCGCUCAUCCAGUACGGCUGCUCCAGCCAGCUCAAGUUCUUCUUAUGCUCAGUUUAUGUGCCAAUGUGCACGGACAAGGUUCCCAUCCCCAUCGGUCCAUGUGGCAGCAUGUGUCUGUCUGUCAAGAGAAAAUGCCUCCCUGUGCUCAAUGAGUUUGGCUUCAUCUGGCCUGAGGUGCUUAACUGCAGCCUUUUUCCUCCUCAAAACGACCACAACCACAUGUGUAUGGAGGGUCCGGGGGAUGAGGACACGCCCUACCCACAGGUCCGCCAUCCUCCCCACCAGGAGGAGUGUCAGGCCCUGGGAUCUGCACCGGACCAGUACACCUGGUUUAAACAGACCGAGAGCUGCACUCUGCAGUGUGGUUAUGACAGCGGGCUCUACCGGCGAGGAGCCAAAGUCUUCACAGAUGCAUGGAUGGCGGUUUGGGCUGUGCUGUGCUUCCUGUCAACCACUCUGACAGUCCUGACCUUUCUCUUGGAUUCACAGCGUUUCUCCUACCCUGAGAGGCCCAUCAUCUUUCUCUCCAUGUGCUGCAAUCUGUACAGCGUUGCCUACCUGGUACGACUCACUCUUGGGAGGGAACGAGUUUCCUGUGACCUGGAUGCAGCAGCGGUGCCAAUUCUGGUACAAGAAGGAUUAAAGAGCACCGGCUGUGCUAUAGUCUUCCUUCUCCUCUAUUUCUUUGGCAUGGCCUCCUCACUCUGGUGGGUGAUCCUGACUCUCACCUGGUUCCUGGCUGCUGGACUGAAGUGGGGCCAUGAGGCUAUUGAAAUGCACAGCUCCUACUUCCACAUAGCAGCCUGGGCCAUCCCAGCUGUUAAAACCAUCGUCAUCCUCAUCAUGAGGCUGGUGGAUGCAGACGACCUGACUGGGCUGUGUUAUGUUGGCAACCAGCAGCAGGAGGCCCUCACAGGCUUUGUGGUGGCACCUCUGGCCACAUACCUUCUCAUAGGCACUCUGUUCAUCUGUGCAGGCCUUGUGGCUCUUUUCAAGAUCCGCUCCAAUCUGCAGAAGGACGGUGCCAAAACAGACAAGCUGGAGCGUUUAAUGGUGAAGAUCGGAGUGUUUUCCGUUCUUUACACUGUCCCAGCAUCCAUUGUCAUUGGCUGUUACUUCUACCAGCUCUCUCACUGGGGGGAGUUCAGGGCCAGCACCCGGGACUCAUACGUGGCAUCAGAGAUGCUUCGAAUCUUCAUGUCACUGCUUGUUGGCAUCACAUCAGGCAUGUGGAUCUGGUCAGCAAAAACCCUCCACACCUGGCAGCGCUGCACUGCCCGCCUGCUCAGAGACAGCAAGGCCAGCCGGGGUGGCAAGAGAGCACCGGGCGAAGGCUGGAUCAAACCAGGGAAAGGCAAUGAGACAGUGGUUUGAGGAGAAAGAAAGAGAGAAUAGACAGGAAUGAAGUUCUGCGAGCUUCUCUCUCGUUCACACUCGCUCUGCCAAACGAAGGAUGAAGGUCAGAGAUUCGAGAGAUGAGAGGGAGAUUAAAAAAAAAAAUGUGACACAGGACUUUCUCAAAGAAGCCACUGGAUGUAAUAGCUCCCUAACAGUCCCUGACUCUGUGCCUCUAACAGGGGUUCAGAAGGAGAAAAGAAGAGGACUAAGUCAUUCAGUAGUAGCAGCAGUAGCCUCUCUACCUCUGUUAGACUUCCUUUGCCCAGAGAGGUGGAGAAAGCAAAAAAAAAAAAGAAUGAAGAAAAAGAGAGACGGAAAAGGCAGAACAGACGCAUCAAUAUGCAGACCGGACACACCAAUAAGCUGCAUGGCACCAUGUCUACCUCUCUGUCUCUCUUUUCUCCAGAGCCCUCAGCAGAAGAGACUGAACCUGCUGGAUACAGUAAACCCUAAAGCCUUGGGGUCCUUCAAGGGUCUUUUGAAGUUUUAAAUGUAAACACUGGAGCAGAUGUUAUACAGGAGUAGGCUGAAGUUUCCCAAAAGUAUUGGACACCUUGAAAACCCCUUCCACAGUGAGAUUAGACAAUACAUAAUCUGACUAAUGGUACGUGUCCUCAGGGGCCUUUUUGGACGUGAAGGGUUGCGAGGGACGCACCUGACUUCCAUAAAGUAGUCUAGACUUCAACUUUAUGGAAAUAAGAACCGGCAAACCUGACACUGUCUCUUGAAAUGCAACAUGACGCUACCAGAAUGCAUUGCACAGCUGCUUACAUAGGAAAUGACAGAUCCUGUGGACACGUACCAUAACUGUCAGGAAAAUCGGAAAUAUUGCCUUAUGUCUGCAAUUUCUUUACAUUUGAACAACAUUUUGAUGCAUUUUUAGGAAUAGUACCUUUUGUACAAUACAAAAGAGGAUGUCAUAUUUUUUCGGGAAACCAGCUCUAAGCUGUAAUAAUGCACUAUAGUUAUAUAAUAUGUGAAGGGUUGAGACAGCAGUGGUGGGACUGAUAGCAAAUCAGUAUACAGCACAUUAAUACGCACAGCCAUUAACAGGGAAAGCUUGGUCAGUUGUCAGUAUGAAUACUACAGGAAAAUCAUUUUGUAGUCUUCAAACAUGUAAAAAUCUGUUGCACUCGUAAUGUGAUGACAACACAGUGAGAGAUUAUGUGUGAGGUAGUCAAACUAUGCUAUGAAUCCCGGGAGUACCAGCUGUGCCUUUUAUUGCUGCACAUUUGGAAUCACUGAGGCAUCUGGGAAAUGUAGGUCUUCAGCAGUCAAUGGAAUCCAGGAAACUGAAUUAUUCCCUCUGCUCUUUUCCAAACAUUGGAACCGCGGCAGGUUAAAGAAUUAGACGCUAUUAGACAAUCAGUUUCCAAAAUACACAUUUUGCAAAAGCAAAGGGCUGCCACAGCUUGUGCACAUACACAUUACUCUGUAAAGGUUUUGGGGCCUGAGUAUAACAAGGUUUCAAAAUGAUGCCACCAAUAGUUGUUUUUUCUUUAUUUAACUUGUUAUGAAGUGCAGUAAACAGCAAAAAAUAAAAGCAAUAUUUGGUGUGGCCACCGUUUGCCGCAAAAAUGACACGAGUUCUCCUAAGUAUAUUUGUACAAAGUUUUUUGAGGCACUCCUCAGGUUGUUGCAGCCUUCUUGGAGAACUUGCCACAUGUCUUCUGUGGAUUUAUUCCAUCUCCACUGCUUCUGUCUCUUUGUAUUACCCUAAGCUGUGUCCAUGAUGCUGAGAUCAGAGCUCUGACAAUACUUUUUGUCACUGAAAAUACUUCUUUAUGACUCUAGUUGUAUGUUUCGAGCUGCUGUCAUGCUGCAUUUAUCCCCUGCCAUCCUUGGUGUUUUUAACCUCAUCUAAUACAUCACGGCUCAUUUCCCAGACAAUCAAGCCCUCCCUGGAACAGAGUUAUGGACAUUACUCUUAAAAUUUCAUGAAUGAUGGGACGAGAUCUCCAUUUAUUGUCUCUAGCGUUGCAUUUUAACAGAAGGCCUUUCCCACCACUUCAAUCUUGCAGUUCUUCUCAAUAACUGUAAGCUUUAAAUACAAGAAGUUCCCAGUCCUGUCUUAUCCUGCCUUACUGCUGCAUUCACCAAAUUCUGCUCCUGUGUACCGAAUAUUUGCCUGACAAUCUAUCCAGCAAAGCUCUUGCGUUUCAGUGAGUCUUUGUAUGUAUAAUACAUGUGAUGUGUGUCACAAUGCGCCUUCUGUAUUUCAAUAGAAUAAGGAAUAAUGUCAUUUUGAAAAACUGAAAUGUAGAGCUUGAAUAAUUCGGAGCGUUGUCCUCCUGUGUGUCAUCUGUAACCAGGUAGUGCCUCAUACAGCCCGUCACAUCUAUUUUUUAGCUCAAUGUUUAGAGUGGGACAGAAAAUCACUGUGAGGUUGUCUUUUCCCAAAAAUAUGUUAAAUAUAACUGUUUCUGCAUUCAGAGGUGCUCUUGGUGGUUCUGGUGAAACCUAGAACCCUGAAAAAAAACUGUUUCUCAAACCAGCAUACGUUGGCACACGUAUUAAAUUUCCAAAGUCAAACAAACAUUACAUUCACUGUAAGUGAAUUAAAUUAACCUCUGACCACCUCCCCUCUGAGCUGAUGUAGUUUUUCCCUCCAACUGUCUUAAUGUUUUGGCUGUCUCCACUCAUAUGACCACACUGAGUUUCAGGUGUCAUUUCCAAACAAUCACAGAAUGUGCCUUGAAACACAGCAAGUGUGCUCCACGCCUAAAGACUGAGGACCACUGGUGAUGCAGAUUUUGUAAACGCUUUUUGAGGAACCCAGAUUUGAAUCACUGCCGGGAUCAGUUCACCAACACUGAUCGUAGCCUUUAAGGUCUAGACUCCUCCCUCCAUUAGUAAACUGAUUGUUUUGACAAUGUCAUCAAUGUAUUAUAAAGAGAUUGCUAAUUUAUCCAUGUAAAGAAAAAACGUGACAAAAAAUUUUAAAACUUGUUAUUUAAAAAAAACACUUUUGUAUCAGAAGAAGAUGAAUAAAAACUUUUUGGUUUCCAA